Messenger RNA from Pyricularia oryzae 70-15, 2166 nucleotides. Its product is annotated as cysteine proteinase 1. NCBI's taxonomy places the organism in Eukaryota, Fungi, Ascomycota, Sordariomycetes, Magnaporthales, Pyriculariaceae. Bases 307 to 1830 code for a protein of 507 amino acids. The record is from RefSeq and is a predicted model, not a curated record. Gene Ontology annotation, cellular component: cytoplasm. The transcript has 2 exons. Gene Ontology annotation, molecular function: cysteine-type aminopeptidase activity. Gene Ontology annotation, biological process: L-homocysteine catabolic process; response to toxic substance; proteolysis.
CACACUAAAGCAACUUGGAAUGGAGGUUCACGUGUGUUGCUUGAUGCGGGGAAGCUCCUUCCUUUGCGCACCUUGAUAAGCUCCGAAACACUGCCGCUUCCACCAAUCCAAGAUAGUUGAGACCAGACGUUGUCUCGCAUGGCUUUCUUGCCACUUCGACUGCCAGACAAUAACAUCCUCCCUCAAUUGUGCUCGCUGGCUGCUGUUGUCUGUCUUUUGUCUUUUACCCCGUCUUCUUCAUCAUAGUAGCUAAGGAUUAUAGUAGCCAAGAGCUCUUCUUUAUAGCUGCACUGAGCUCUGUCCAUCAUGGGUGUUGAACAAUCAAAGCUACCUGUCGAGCAGCACCGCGAGAAGGCGCUAGCUCGCCGACCUCACCACGACCACGACCUGCUCAACUCUGACGAUGAUUACGUACAUAUUGACGAGAAACAAAUAGGCGGCGGCCCUCAGCUCGCCCGAGAUGCGGAGGAUUUGCCUAUUUCCCAGAUGGCAGACUGGCAGAGUUCAAUUCUUGCUGAUCCAAAGAAUAGACUCGCCCUUACUGCACUGUCUGCAUACCAGCCUAAGGAGCUGCUGAUGAACCGGAGACUCACAAGCAAUGACCUCCAUGUCUUCAACCUCAAGGUUCCGUUUGAGGGUGGCCCUAUAACGAACCAGAGGAGCUCCGGAAGAUGUUGGCUCUUUGCAUCCACGAACGUCUUCCGUGUGGCAAUUAUGCAAAAGUACAAGCUUGAUGCUUUCGAGUUGUCACAGAACUACCUCUUCUUCUGGGACAAGCUGGAGAAGAGCAACUAUUUCCUCGAACAGGUGUUAGAUACGGCAGACAUGGAUCUCGACUCCCGUCUGGUACAAACUCUGGUUCAAGCUCCCCUGAGCGAUGGAGGACAGUGGGAUAUGGUCGUAAACCUGGUGAACAAGUACGGGCUGGUACCUCAGGUUCUUUAUCCCGACACCUUCAACGCAACCGCGUCCUCAACGAUCAAUAGCAUUGUAUUUAGCAAGCUGCGUGAGGAUGCCCUGAUCCUCCGCAAGAUGAUGCGCUCUCCCAAAACGACCGCCGAGCAGCUCUCGCACACCAAGGUCAAGAUGGUUAAGGACAUUUACACGGUGCUGACACUCACACUCGGCCCUCCACCCUCGGCUACGGAAAAGUUCACGUGGACCUUUGCAGACAAGAACGGCAAGGCCCGCGAGGUUCAGACCACGCCGCUUGAGUUCGCCAAGGACAUCUAUAGUGCCGAGUUCCGCGUGACGCACUCGACCAUCACGAACAUGGUGUCGCUGGUGAACGACCCCCGCAACGACUACAUGAGGUUGCUGACCGUGGACCGACUCGGCAAUGUCGUGGGGGGCCGUGGCAUUACUUACAUCAACGUAGCCAUGGAAAAACUCAAGUCGGCAUGCGUAGCCAUGCUCAAGGCCGGUCAGCCAGUCUUUUUCGGCUGCGACGUCGGCAAAUUCAGCAACACGGCCCUCGGAGUGAUGGAUCUUGACCUGAUCGACUAUGAGCUCGGUUUCAACGUUGGGGUGCUCGGAAUGUCCAAGGCCGAUAGGUUGCGGACGGGCGAGAGCGCAAUGACCCACGCAAUGGUUCUCACGGCGGUACACAUCGAUGAAAAGACUGGCAAGACCGUCAGGUGGCGUGUCCAGAACAGCUGGGGCGAGGCCGCCGGUGAAAAGGGUUGGUUUGUUAUGAAGGAUUUGUGGAUGGACGAGUUUGUGUACCAGGCAGUCGUCGAUGUCCAAGUCCUCUCGAAGGAGGUCAAGGAUGUGCUCAAGCAGAAGCCAGUUGAGCUUCCGCUGUGGGAUCCUAUGGGAGCACUGGCUUGAUAUCUUCCUAAUGCCUGGCUCUUUACACUUUCUUUCCAGUGCUGUUCUGCUUAUUUUGGAUUCCGUCGCAUUAGCUGACGACUUACCGGCCUGUUUUAUAUAUAGUUUCUAUAUGGGGCGUGGUCAUUAUGAAUCUGGUUUUUGGAUAUGGUUUUGGAUUGUUUUUCAUGAACUUAACAAUGGAAUGCAUUGCAUCCUUUCUGCACGAUCCUCGUAGAUGGUGCUUAGAACUAGUAUGUGCAUGACAUUGCUACCAUACCUACCUACGAUUUCUUAUAUCCUUGGCACAGCUCCUGAUAUCCUAGUGCUCUUCAAUUCUACGUGUCUUUGUUGCUG